CUGUCAACCAAUGAAUGGAUAAAGAAGAUGUGGGGUGUUUUUAUAUAUAUACAAUGGAGUAUUACUGUGCUGUAAAGAAGAAUGAGCUUGGCUGCCGCCUGCCCGCCGCCCACAGCCCGAGAGCCCUGGUUUCAACAGACUUCACCAAAAUGCCAUCCCAAGUGGAACACGCCAUGGAAACCAUGAUGUUUACAUUUCACAAAUUUGCCGGGGACAAAGGCUACUUAACGAAGGAGGACCUGCAAGUACUCAUGGAAAAGGAGUUCCCUGGGUUUUUGGAAAAUCAAAAAGAUCCUCUGGCUGUGGACAAAAUCAUGAAGGACCUGGACCAGUGCCGAGAUGGCAAAGUGGGCUUCCAGAGCUUCUUUUCACUAAUCACAGGCCUCACCAUUGCGUGCAAUGAUUAUUUUGUAGUGCACAUGAAGCAGAAGGCAGAAUUGAACACUUACUCCUGCCCAGAUGAGAGUUCUCCCAAAGGGCCACUUACGGAAUCUGGCCCUCAGUUUCCCUGUGUAUAAAGAUUUCAUGAGCAGAUCAGGACCCUUAGAAAAUGUACAAAUAACAUCCAGCUCUCAUUGGACAAGCAGAGAAAGGAAAGUUAGUUAAAUGCUAGAUAAGCUUUUGAUUUUUACAUUGUUUGCAUUCUCUUGCCCUCAAUAAAUAAAGUCUUUUUUUUAGUUCCAGAAAAAAAAAAAGAAGAAUGAGCUUGAGAUAUUUAUGACUAAAUGGAUGCACCUUGAGACCAAAU
Messenger RNA from Heterocephalus glaber (naked mole-rat), 748 nucleotides. NCBI's taxonomy places the organism in Eukaryota, Metazoa, Chordata, Mammalia, Rodentia, Bathyergidae. The record is from RefSeq and is a predicted model, not a curated record.